AUGAGCAGCCUCGACGCCGCCGAAAGAGACAAAUUCUACGAGGACCUGCACGCCCUCUUAGCGUCUGUGUCGAAGGCGGACAAGUUGAUUGUCCUUGGUGACUUCAACGUCCGCGUCGGCACAGACCAUGAUGCCUGGAGAGGAAUGCUAGGCCCACAUGGUCUCCACGGCUCCAACGACAAUGAUCUACUCCUCCACCGCACCUGCGCAGAACACCGCCUCAUCCUGACGAACAACUUCUUCUGUCUGUCGGAGCGAGAGAAGGCCAUCUGGAGGCAUCCUCGGUCGCGUCAGUGACACCUGCUGGACUAUGUCCUCGUCCGGAGGCGAGACCAGCGGGACGUGCUGAUGACAAAGGCGAUUCGGGGGCCGACGAGUGGACCGACCAUCGCCUCGUCACCUCGAGGAUGCGUAUUCGUCUACAGCAUCGCAGGAGACCACAAGGUAAGCGACCCCCAGGUAGGCUGAAUAUUGCUUUGUUGUCUUUGCCCGCUCACCAUCUUCAUUUCAGCAAUGAACUGGCUCAACGGCUAGGCGACCUUUCAGUCGCUGCCGCCGCCGCCGACGAGUACGCCUCCGUGGAGAACCGAUGGUGCCAACUGCGGGACACAGAUCAGUCGACGGCGCUGGCCGUCCUCGGUCGCGCACGCCGGCAACACCAGGACUGGUUCGACGAAAACCACGUCGCUAUCAGCAACCUGCUCGCCUGCACAAAGCCUAGUUAG
Messenger RNA from Spirometra erinaceieuropaei, 725 nucleotides. Lineage: Eukaryota; Metazoa; Platyhelminthes; Cestoda; Diphyllobothriidea; Diphyllobothriidae. The record is from the annotation of a GenBank genome assembly.